CUUGGAAACUCUCCGUUAUAAUAGCCCAAAUGAUAUUCGACAAGCAGCCGUUAUCUACGCAUGUAUCAAGGCUGGAUAUCAGUGCCUUUUCGCCUCCCGCUGCAAUCGACUCCCCGUCAUGCAAUCCCUUCUAACAGCCGUCUCCUGUCAAAAGAUACUCGCCGUCGGCAUCAGAAUGAACAAAAUUCCUGCCAUCACCGAAGUAUAUCCAAUCACAGCUUACCAUGCUCCGAGCAUUGAGGUUCUACUCACAGAGGACUUCCCGCAUUUUUCUUACACGAAGACCGUUGAACAGGCAAAAGAUGAUCCAUUUCUCGUUCUACAUACCUCUGGAAUAACAGGCAUGCUGAAGUCGAUGACCUUGCGAAAUAAUUGGCUAGCAACAUAUUCAGUUAGUUUACAAGCACCGACACCAGUUGGGCUAAGUCGAUCCACUCGUCUCAAACCCCAAGUACCUCGAUAUCGCAACGACAAGAACAAUGAAGUGUAUGAAGCAUAUAUUAUGCGAGAUCCAGAAAACGACGUAUAUAUCCAGUCCGUUUUCACGUCGUCCACCUAUUUGAGGGAGAUUCCGACACGAGGCCUGUUUGUCAAGCAUGUGAAGAUCGAGGGCAUGUUCAAGUGGGCUGGCAGAGUGGAUGAUACGAUAUCGCUGUCCAUGGGCGCAAAUCUCUCACCUAUAGCGAUGGAAAAUGGACUUUCGCGACAUCCUGAUAUUUCUGGUGUGUUGAUGGUUAGAAACGGGCGGCCGAGACCGGUGCUAGAUGUUGAGCCGCGGGAUUCCACUCUGAGGAUAGGAUUAUUGGAUAGGAUAUGGGGAACCGUUGGAAAAUUGAGCUCGGAGUAUUUUGAGGAUGAUAGGAUUAGGAGGGAGGAUGGUAUUGUUACGGAGGAGAAAGGCCGAUGGUAAGGGCAGAUAAAGGGACGGUGAGGAGGGAGAAAUAAGACUGUGGAGGUGUAUAAGCGGGAGUUGGACUCGUUGUAUUAACCAAGACUAAACGGAGUAUCUCAGGCUG
Messenger RNA from Zopfia rhizophila CBS 207.26, 1016 nucleotides. The record is from the annotation of a GenBank genome assembly. NCBI's taxonomy places the organism in Eukaryota, Fungi, Ascomycota, Dothideomycetes, Zopfiaceae.